GGUGUGCAAGUGUUUGUUUUGGUUUGACUCCGGCAGUGUGUGCGUUGCUCUAGCGAAAGUGUAGCAAAAGUGUCUUCUAACUAUCCUAGAAGCAGAAUGACCGACCACACACAGACAGCAACCGAUCCGGCAAGGAUAUAUCUAACGGCGGAGGAAAUUUUGGCGGAAAAGAUUUACCUCUGCUCGUUCGACAACUGCUUCGCACUGUUGAACAACUUGGCAAACCUGCAGAUGCACCUAACCAAACAUCACAAAGCACCGGCGGAAAAUCUACAGUUCCUGUGCAAUGCCAACAAGACGGAGCCCAAACUGUUCUUCUGCCCCAUCGCCAGCUGCCCAUACUUCCAAACGGCCACCGAAUGCACAAACGGAGCGCGUAGCUUUAGUUCUCUUCGCUCGCUGAAGCAACACUUCCUGAAGGUGCACGGCGAGCGAAAGCAUGGCUGUGAAGCGUGCGGCAAAUCGUUCGCGACGGAGAGUUUCCUGCGACACCAUCGGUUGUCCUGUGGCCGGAAGUUUGUCUGUGAGCAUUGCUCCUACACGUACGGUUCCCGGGAGGCACUGCUAACGCACGCCAAACGGAAGCAACACGGCUACGAAGCGUUGCUUUUGGCGAAGAAAUCCACAAACCCCAAGAAAGCGACGAAACAGAAACCCGCCAAGAAGUGCGUUACUACGAGUACGCAAACGUUGCAGGAGCGAAUGGGAGAACAUCGAGCUACACAAACGUGCGAUCUUGUGAAGAUUCCUGCCAUUGAGCCGAGGGAGGAGAACAGCUCUAUACCUCCAGUACAACAGCUUUCGUCGAAACCAGAAACGGUUGAAAAUUCCUGCAACACAAACGCAAUUCUCGGUUCGCACGUGGCCGACAGCGUGGAACCUUUGGCACCGGUAGUGUGCACCGAAACGCAAACCGACUUCAUCGACUUUAUGUUUUCCGGCUCGGACAAUCGGCACGAUCCUCUGCUUUCCUAUGCCCACAUGUACACCCAAACGUACGACGAUCCGGGACUGCUGACGGCUGACCUCGGGCUGUCCACGACCGAAACGCAGACGAGCUGGAACGAGUCGGGCGAAACGUUUGGCGACUAUCUGGUAUCCACGGAGACGCAAACGAACUUCGAUAUCGAUAGUUUCGAUUGCUCGAGUAGCAAUUGUACCGCAGAUAGAACUAGUCCAGGGAACUGCAAGCAAACGCAGAUGCCGGAACCGAUGCAGGCUGAGUUUCACUUGCUAAGGGGAGCAGAUUUUUUGAGCGAUAUUGGCGACUCGAUCGAUGGUCAUGCAUCCGUUCACGCGGCGGGCUCUUGAUAUAAGGAGACGCAGGAUGAGGAUCCCUGUUAUCGACGAUUCGAGUUCUAGCAGCACGGUGGUGAAUCCCGACUUUUAUAAAGCUGUAUAUAUAGAUGUAUUAAUGUAGAAAUUUAGCUAAAAUACGUUAUCGGUACUAGUACUAGUAGCAUCUCCAAACAGACUGUAUGCAAAAGGCAAAAUUCUGAGCACUGAAUUUUUGAAUUCUUGUAAUUCUAGAACACGUUUACUCAUAGUACAGUUAGAUGAAUUCCAAACUAAUAAAUCAAAUCAAUGGGGCUGAAAAACUAUAUUUUCAUUCCU
Molecule: messenger RNA, 1614 nt
Organism: Anopheles coluzzii
Lineage: Eukaryota; Metazoa; Arthropoda; Insecta; Diptera; Culicidae
Gene: Asciz
Exons: 1
Coding region: 97-1311 (404 amino acids)
Biological process (GO): regulation of transcription by RNA polymerase II
Cellular component (GO): nucleus
Molecular function (GO): DNA-binding transcription factor activity, RNA polymerase II-specific; transcription cis-regulatory region binding
Source: RefSeq, a predicted model, not a curated record